Salvelinus namaycush (lake trout) is the source of this 4276-nucleotide messenger RNA. RefSeq names its product rho GTPase-activating protein 44-like. The record is from RefSeq and is a predicted model, not a curated record. Bases 1 to 2604 code for a protein of 867 amino acids. Gene Ontology annotation, molecular function: GTPase activator activity; protein binding. Gene Ontology annotation, biological process: neurotransmitter receptor transport, endosome to postsynaptic membrane; positive regulation of GTPase activity; regulation of actin cytoskeleton organization. The transcript has 22 exons. Gene Ontology annotation, cellular component: presynaptic active zone; intracellular anatomical structure; cytoplasm. Lineage: Eukaryota; Metazoa; Chordata; Actinopteri; Salmoniformes; Salmonidae.
AUGCUCAACAGUGACGAUGUGACAGUUAAGGAGUUAGUCAGAGGCUCCCUCAUUCUGGACCUACGGAGGAGGAAGGCCCCACUGGCCACGGACACUGAGGACAACUUCCUGGGCCAGGAAGAUGUUGUUGUUUUGGGGGCAGGCCAGGGGGAGGUGAUCAUUUUGGAAGUGGGCUGCUCAUUUGACGGCUACAUGGAGCAGGCCUUUGCCGACAAGCUUCUUAAAUACCAGCCCCUCGUGGCACGAUUGGACAGCCUGGGGUGGAGAGCUGAAAAAACUGAAGUAUUAAGUGAAGACCUGCUACAGGUGGAGAAGCGGCUGGAGCUGGUUAAACAGGUGUCCCACAGCACCCACAAGAAGCUGACUGCCUGUCUGCAGGGCCAACAGGGGGUGGAUGUGGAGAAAAGGUCUGUCAGAUCGCCCUCGAAAAAGCUGCCCCUUACAACGCUAGCGCAAUGCCUGGUGGAGGGAGCUGCAGUGUUGGGCGACGACUCACUAUUGGGGAAGAUGCUAAAACUGUGUGGCGAGACACAGGAGAAGAUGGCUCAAGAGCUCAUCCUGUUUGAGUUCACCAUUGACAGAGACGUGGUGGAACCCCUGUACGAACUAGCCGAGGUGGAAAUCCCCAACAUCCAGAAACAAAGGAAACAAUUAGCAAAACUGGUUCUGGACAUGGAUUCGGCACGCACAAGGUUCCACCAGUCCUCCAAAUCGGGUAUGUCCAGCAACGUGCAGCCAGGGGCCAAGGGCGAGCACCUCAGGGAAGAGAUGGAAGAGGCAGCCAAUCGAAUGGAGAUCUGUCGAGAUCAAUUAUCAGCAGACAUGUACAAUUUUGUGGCCAAAGAAAUCGACUAUGCAAGCUACUUUCAGGCAUUGAUAGAGGUGCAGGCACAGUACCACAGGAAGUCGUUAGAGCUCCUCCAGAAUAUUCUGCCUCAGAUUAAAGCCCACCAGGAGACCUGGGUGGAGAAGCCGUGCUAUGGGAAACCCUUAGAGGAGCACCUAGCCCUCAGCGGGCGGGACAUUGCCUUUCCUAUCGAAGCCUGUGUCACCAUGCUGCUGGAGUGUGGCAUGCAGGAAGAGGGCCUGUUCAGAGUAGCGCCGUCUGCGUCCAAACUGAAGAAGCUCAAGGCGUCUCUAGACUGCGGGGUGAUGGACGUACAGGAGUAUUCUGUAGACCCUCACGCCAUCGCAGGUGCUUUGAAAUCCUACCUACGGGAACUCCCUGAGCCACUGAUGACCUUUGAACUUUACGACGAAUGGAUUCAAGCUUCCAACAUUCAAGACCAAGACAAGAGACUCCAAGCCCUCCUCAUAGCCUGCGAGAAACUACCCCUGGCCAACGGCAACAACUUCAAGUAUUUAAUCAAAUUCCUCGCCAAGUUGGAUGACUACCAGGACGAAAAUAAAAUGACCCCUGGGAAUAUUGCAAUUGUCUUGGGCCCCAACCUGCUGUGGACAACGCAGGAAGGGAACAUUACAGAGAUGAUGACCACUGUGUCCCUGCAGAUCGUAGGCAUCAUUGAGCCCAUCAUCCAGCACGCUGACUGGUUCUUCCCUGGAGAGAUUGAGUUUAAUGUCACAGGAAACUAUGGCAGCCCAGUCCACACCAAUCACAACGCCAACUACAGCUCGAUGCCGUCUCCAGAUAUGGACCAUUCAGAUCGCAAGCACAAUGAUCAGAGCCGACGUCCACUCAGUGUGGCCACCGAUAAUAUGAUGCUGGAGUUCUAUAAGAAGGAUGGCGUUAGGAAAAUUCAAAGCAUGGGGGUCAGGGUGAUGGACACUUCUUGGGUGUCGCGCAGGGGCUCGUCGUCAGCGCGUAAAAGCUCCUCCACGCCCCUAGGUGUACAGCCCCCCCUCCCGCCCUCAGACGCUCUCAUACCUGAGCAGGGGGAGGUCUCUGCGUCCCCCUCCCCAACCCCUCCUCCCGCUAGCAGUGACCGUGCCAGUACUCUGAAGAACAAUGAGCUGUCUCCAGUGAUUGGACAGAAGGGCUUCCAGGGAACGGCACCCUCUGGUGGGCUGUCACAGCACUCUUCUGAACAUAGCCCUCACACCCUGAGAAGAGCUAAGAAGCUGGCCCCCAUCCCACCUAAACCCUACUCUCAGUCUGGGGGAAUGUCGGACCAGUCUACAGGUCAGCCGUCUCCAGUCAGCCUGUCCCCCACCCCUCCUAGUACCCCCUCCCUGUACGGCUUCAGCUACCCCCAGGGCUACGCCACCAUCGGCUCCCCGGGACAGGCCCAGACCGCCACCCCCUCUCUCUCCUCCCCUCCCUCGCUAGCCGGCACCCUCACCAAGGCUAGGCCCACUCCCAAGCCUCCUCGGCAGAGGCCCAGCCUACCCCCGCCGCAGCCCCCCAGCACCCCUGGCUCCAGCCCCCAACCUCUUGAGCACGGUGGCGGCCUUCUGGAUGGAUUGUCUCCUGGAGAGAGCAUGUCCACAGACUCUUUCUGCAACCUGGAUAUCCCCAUCAUUAACGUAGAACUGGAUGGCAUCUUUGAUGAGCCCAAGAUGGCCACCUACAGGAACUCAGUGGCGGUGGUCCGGCCAACCCCUAAGGCCGAGUCAGAGGAAGAGUCUGAGAGCACGGUACUAUGACAUCACAAGUUUCCACGCCCAGCCCUAACUAUUCCAACCUGUCUCCAGGACCCAUUCUCUGACCUUUGACCCAAUGGGGACUCACUCCAGACCUCACCUCCACCCAUAGAGACCAAGUACCAGGCUCAGCCCUGUAAAUCAAAGUCCUUCUACAAAAAAAUGUAAUAGACAUGAAUACAGAAAAUACCUAUAUCCACAUCCAGAGGGUUUCUGGCUGAGACAAUGGAGGUAGAAACUUUUGAUUCAGAGAAAGGGACCGAACGCUAGGUUUUUAUGUUGACUAGAUUCCAUUGAUUCUAUCUGGGGUGCAUUCAUUUUUAAGGAUUUAUUUGAAACAAUUUUGUUUAUUUGUCUUUUAUUUUUGCCUUAUUUGAGUCAUUUGCAAUAUUGCCUUUAACUUACAAGACAUGAAAACAAGUUGCUUGGUGGAAUGGGUUCUCCUCUUGUGAGUGCAGUAGGAAAGGAAGGGGACAGGAUAUCUCUGAUUUCUGUCACCAAGGCUAUAUCAUUCCUUUUGACGCCUAAACCCAUUCUUGUACUCUUGAGUUCACUGGCAUUCUGGCAACCCCUUGUUCCGUCCUGGCUGAACGUGUACGUGUGUUUGUGAAUUGUGUGAUGUGUUUGGAAACGUGCUGCAUCAUUGAGUGGCGAGUUCUGCCAUAGUCUGUGAAUAUAAUGGUACUGCACGACCAGUUUGAGCUUGAAUUCACAAUCACAUUCUUCAAAGGGGGGUUUAAGAUUACAUUUGGCUGUUAGAGGGGAAGUUAAAUCAGGAUAAUAUAUUAUUGACUAUUUAAAAUGACGGUUUAUACUGUACAUUUCAGAGUAUAUGAUAUUAACAGAGAUACAGGAGUUAUUAUAUGAGUCAUAUAAUAUAAGAAUUCAACCAUAGAUAUACAGAUAUUCUACUGUAUAUAGAACUAUAAAUACGGUAUACAGAUAUUAUAUAGUCUAGCAUGUACUUGACUGUACAUUAUCAUAGGAGAGGCUUGGAGCUCAGUGGGAGAAAUCUGCAUGUCUAUGUUGUAGUAGAGGGAAUAGAGCAUAGAAACAGAAUAAACAGAAUACUUAUAAAUGGAUUGCUGAAUAGUGAGUAUGAGUGGACUUUGCAGGGUGGGGCUACAGAUGUAGGAUCUUAAUUUGAUCACCCUGUUGCAGGAGAACUUUCCUUCAAUGUAGGAAUUUCUUUAACUUGAAGUGCAUUUGAGGUAUUAAAAGGCUUCUGAAGUUUGUCAUUUCCACUUUGAAAUUUCAGACUUGAUUUUCUCUUACGAAAAAUGUAUCAACCCCUACAAAAACGUCCAUUAGUUAUAAUCCACAUAAUAAUUGACAUUUCCUGUUGCAAACUGGCUUGCAUUUCAAACUGGCUCAAAUUAACACCCUUUGUCUGUAUACCUCCUCUCUGUGGUCUAAGUAACUCUGUUCAUGAGCGCCCUGAGACUUCUCUGGCAAGAGCCUGUCACUGGGGAGCCGGCUCAGCUGUUUGAAAGCAAAUAUUGGAAACUCUUCUGAGAGUGAGUGUGUAUAUGGGUGCAGUUCUGUGCCUGUGUGUAUGGGUGUUAUCCGGAAUAUAGGUACAUUUCUUCUGGUGCUAGAAUAUAUGUUUAUAUUCUAUCAUGCAGCGAAUGAGAAUAGGCUCUCAUUGAAAGUAUACAGAGGUUUCUGUUUCAGU